UUCAGUCGGCAAGACUUUUUCAGAUCUUUUGUUCCGGUCUUAGUUUGCCUUCAACGAUGCUACAAUUCCGACGGAAAUCAUGGCCGACGAAGAUGAAGGUCCUGAUUUUUCAGCCGUGGUUUUCGCGUGUCGCGGUGUUGCGCUGGCUUCAGUUUCAAUCGCUAACUCUGUCUAUUCCAACUGUGGCUAGAAGGAAAAUCUGGAGACAGCGCCUGACGAUUCCUUCCGCCUACGCAAGACAAGCUCCGGUGCUUGUGUCAGGCAUCGUGACUUCGUGAGACAGUCACAAAGAAGUUCAUGUAUGUAAUAUUCGAAUAGGAAAGGAAUCGCAGAAAGUGAAGACGAUGAAGGCCAUUGUUGGUUUGUUCACAGUUCUUUGUUACUUUGUAUUGUUCUCCAACCGACGGUGUCUGUUGUACUCUACUGUUGAACUGGUGGAAAGGUUGUUGGUGUCACAUGAACUCAAGAAACCCUUCAAUUUGGGCAGGAUCUGACUCUCCAGGUUGCAAUGAAGAAUUAAAGAAACAUGGGAAAUUGAUACUUUUUUGGAACAAGUGUAGACAAUCAAACUCAUAGUUGGGGUAUCAUGACAACAUCGACCUUAUUGAGACCAAAGGACGAUUCUGACGAUGAUCCUCUGAAUACCAAAUCUUAUAUCAAGGGAUACCCUAGAAAUAUUUCUCAAAAAGCAGUGGUAGUGCGGAGAAGGUUUCUUUGAUGGGUAAGAUGGCGGCGGAAAAGAAUGCCUCUAGAAAUCAAGGGAGCGAGUCUGAGCCUGUUCGUAAAAGCACGAGAGUGCGCAGGAGGCGUGUACUAGAUGGAGAGUCUGAUGAGGAAGAUCUCGAGAUUAGAUACCUGGAGAAUCUACAAUAUGCCAAGGCUGCAGUUGCGAACGAUCAACAGAAUUCAAUGGUCUAUAAGAAUGGGAAACAUCAGCUGGACUCAAAUCCAUGCAAAGAUGGUAAUACGAUAUCAAGAUCUAAAAGAGGAUCUGACGACACAGAUGGUGAGUAUGAAGAGGAGGAUGUAUUGUCAUCUGAAAGUGAGUAUGGAAGCACAAAGAAGAACUCAAAGAAGAAACCAAUAAAGGAUUCUGUUGAAUCACCUUCUGAAAGUAAGAGGUCAUUCUCUCUUACGACUCGUCAGCGAGCCCUUUUGUGUGGUAAAGAUUCUUCUUCUGCAUCUGGUGCAAGUGAAAUUGAGUUUCCCAAUGGGCUACCUCCUGCUGCUCCUCGAAAGCAAAAGGAGAAGCUUUCCGAUGCAGAACAACAGAAGAAGAAGGCUGAGGCUGCUCAGAAACGUAAAAUACAACUUGAGAAGGCAGCCAUGGAAUUAGAGGCCGAGGCUAUUAGGAAAAUUCGGGGUCAAGAGUCUGGCAGGAAGAAACGGGAAUGUAAGAUAAAGAAACGCCAGGAAGAACUGGCACAGGAGAAGGCAGACAAGGCUAAGAGUCUUGAAUCGAGCACUAUUAGAUGGGUAAUUAACAGUUCUGGGACUACUGUUAUUUUCCCUCAGGAACUUCCAAGUAUAUUUACCUCUAAGCCUGCCGGUUAUCCUCCUCCUCGAGAAUCAUGUGCCGGUCCGUUAUGUAGCAACCCCUACAAGUAUCGUGAUUCAAAGUCAAAUGUUCCGCUUUGCAGUCUAAAAUGCUAUAAGGCAGUUCAUGCGCAGAUGGAUGCUGAGAAGGAUGCCGAGAAGGAUACCGAGAAGGAUACCGAGAAGGAUACCGAGAAGGAUACCGAGAAGGAUACCGAGAAGGAUACCGAGAAGGAUACCGAGAAGGAUACCGAGAAGGAUACCGAGAAGGAUACCGAGAAGGACGCCGAGAGGGAUGCUCAUUCAACCAGUUAGUUCUAUUCUCUUUCUUUUUCCUUAUCUGAGGGAUUUGGUUUGCAGACUAUAUAUUCUUUUAAAUUGUUUGGAAGACAAGAUGACAUACAUGCGGAUGAGGGAUGGAUUAUCAUUUAGUUUUCAUUUAAUGGUGUACUCUUUCCAACUAUUGGUUUUUCUAAGAAACUUGUCAAUUUCUAUUCA
Molecule: messenger RNA, 2034 nt
Organism: Impatiens glandulifera
Lineage: Eukaryota; Viridiplantae; Streptophyta; Magnoliopsida; Ericales; Balsaminaceae
Product: cylicin-2-like
Exons: 9
Coding region: 718-1851 (377 amino acids)
Biological process (GO): chromatin remodeling
Cellular component (GO): Ino80 complex
Source: RefSeq, a predicted model, not a curated record